Molecule: messenger RNA, 317 nt
Organism: Striga hermonthica
Lineage: Eukaryota; Viridiplantae; Streptophyta; Magnoliopsida; Lamiales; Orobanchaceae
Source: the annotation of a GenBank genome assembly
UAUCGAGGAUAAUGGGUCAUCUAUGACCCAGGAGUCCCAGAUACGGGAGUCGGCUAAGGCUUACUUCUACUCCCUCUUUUCAUCUGAGCGCGACAUGCUUACGCACCCCAACCCUGCCCUGUUUCUGACCAUUCCGCAGUCGGUCGAUCUUAUCGGCCUCUACGACCUCCUGAGUGAGGAGAAGGUCAGGAAGGCUAUGUUUGGGAUUGAUCCAAACAGUGUCUCCGGAUCGGAUGGCUUUUCGUCCCUUUUCUUCCAGUCAUGCUGGGAGAUUGUGGGAACUGACGUAGAGGAAGCUAUUAGGAACUUUUUAUCUG